This is a messenger RNA of Colletes gigas, 929 nucleotides long. RefSeq names its product exosome complex component CSL4 (gene Csl4). Bases 189 to 782 code for a protein of 197 amino acids. Gene Ontology annotation, biological process: RNA processing. The record is from RefSeq and is a predicted model, not a curated record. Gene Ontology annotation, molecular function: RNA binding. Lineage: Eukaryota; Metazoa; Arthropoda; Insecta; Hymenoptera; Colletidae. The transcript has 5 exons. Gene Ontology annotation, cellular component: nuclear exosome (RNase complex); cytoplasm.
GUCUGGCGUAUCUGAUAUGUUGCAAUUCUAUCUUUUACAUGAUCUAUGCAAUAGUUAUAUCGUAACAGAAUUGAAUAGAGUUUGUACACAAUCUUUUAAUUAUUGACAAACGAUAUUAUUAGCGUAACAAUCACCAAAUUGCAUAGUUUUAAUUAACCGCAUAACGUAAAUGAAACGUUUGAAGUAACAUGGAAGAACGUAAAGAACUUAUUGUUUGUGUACCAGGCCAAAGAUUAUGCAUCUCUGAUAAAAUAAACAUAUGUGGACCUGGAACUUACGAACAACAAGGUUAUAUUUAUUCGAAACUUGCAGGUGUAGUUAAGUUAAUACCACAAGAAAAUUCUCGCACUAUAGAAGUACAUGGAAUUACAGAACAAAGUAUUGUUCCAGCACCUGGUGACAUUAUAACAGCGAUGGUGACUCUUGUCAAUCAAAGAUUUUGUAAAUGUAGCAUAAAAUGUGUUGGUGAUAUUGUACUGACAAGACCUUACAGGGGAAUUUUGAGGAAAGAAGAUGUUCGUGCAAUGGACAAAAAUAAUAUCCAAAUGUAUAAGUGUUUUAGGCCUGGAGAUAUUAUUCUUGCCAGAGUUAUGCCAAUGACAGAAGCACAUGUUUAUCAACUAAGUACAGCAGAAAAUGAAUUAGGUGUAGUUAUAGCACAAAGUGAAGAAGGUGUGGCUAUGAUACCUAUAAGUUGGACUCAAAUGCAAUGUCCUAAAACAUUACAUAAAGAAUUUCGAAAAGUAGCAAAGGUUGUUCCAGAGCAUGUCAUGGAACAAUAAUGUAACAUACAAAAAUCUUUAUUUUACUACCAAAUAAUAAGAUACAUCUAUAUUUAUUAUGAUAUAUUAGUGGAAAUUAUUACUGAAAUCCGAUCUCGCAUUAACGGCAUACGAUUUCGAAUCUCAACUGCCUGGGCGUUUUUAUUU